Molecule: messenger RNA, 3348 nt
Organism: Symbiodinium sp. CCMP2592
Lineage: Eukaryota; Dinophyceae; Suessiales; Symbiodiniaceae
Source: the annotation of a GenBank genome assembly
AUGGACCGGGAGCUUGAUGAGGCCAUCCGUGAUGUCAUUGGACCGUCCGACGACGACGACUCUCAGCCCUCUCCAGCAGUGGCAGCGACUAGGACCAGGAAGCCUGGCCGCGGCCGUCCGCGUGGAUCUGUGCUCUUGCGGCAGAAUCUGCAUGAAGUCUCUGAUGCGGUGGAUGAUGCGGCUGCUUCUGCACAGCAGGGCCAGGUGCAAGCCGUGGCGGCCGUGGCGCCUGCUGUCGCAAACCCUGAAAACAGGAUGAACCGGGUAAGGGAGCAGAGACUUCAAAGAAUGGCAAAGAAAGACUGGCAAGGGCUAGGACCAGCAGAUCUGAUGAUUCGAAUGGGUAGUCCUGUGCAGCGAUCACUGGCUGCUGCACUUGUGGACAUCAGAAGCAGUGCUGCAAAGGGCAGAGGCGGAGUGAUGACGGAGCCCAAGGCAGAGGAAGCAGGGUCACCAGAGAUGAUUGAUCAUGUCGUCAAUGGCAAGGUUCUCACAGCUUCGGCUUCCUUGCUUGCCAGACUCACAGGCAAGGAGGCAUCGGUUGCGCAAGGCACUUUAGUUGCUGCCGGUGCCGCCACAGCUGAGACCAACGGCAUCAUGUUGGGUUCCAUGCUUUCUGAUUUUUGCAAGAUCGCAGCCCAGCAGGGAUUGAAACCUCUUCUAGCUGUGACAAAAGUUAGAUAUGAUGAAACUCCUGCCAAAGUUCGGAUAUGCAGAGCAUCGUUCAAUGAUCAGGCUUCAGACGGUGUCAGGGAAGGCAGUGUCAGUGGCGACAUGUCACAGUGCGUGAUUGUGCCACACGCAUGUGCGAAGGGUCCAGCACUACAGAAGUUCUUGCUGGGCAAUGGUGCCUCGUUAUCGUCGCAUGUUGCACAUGUCGCGACUCAUGCGAAAGUCCUCCAAACACAAGUUGCAAUGAGCUUCGUGUUCGCUGAGAAAGAUGGGGACUGCCAUUCGUUGACAUUUGAUCUUCCGUGCCCACUCCAGGUCAUUGAGAGAACCACUGGCGAAUGUCAGCGCAUGUGUAUCUGGGAGUCACUCACCCAGAUUCCAGAGUACAAGCGGCUGGUCGGCGGCUUCCAGCAUCAGGUGCGGUCCGUUUGCACGGACCGUGCUGGUGCAAACUUUCGGACAGAACGUGGUCUGCAAGAGUGGCUGCCGAAACAGGUGUUGAUUCACACCCCGUGUGAUCUUCAUAAAGCAGCUACAGCAAUCAAACACACCGUUCGAUCUUGUGAGUCUGAUAUGAGUGGACUAAUAAACUCGGCAUUGGUCACUCGAGGAGAUGCAGGAGCCAUGGGUCGCCUACGAGAGAUAUUGCUGUCAAUCCUCGUGUCGACAACCGAGCGUGUGUGUGAUGAGUUUCCUCCUCAAGGACGCAUCAGUCGGCAUCGGAUGGAGAUGUUUGAUCUUUGGCUGCCAACCAAGCAUGUGGGUCCAAGUGUUGCCAAGCAGCAUCGCAAACGGAGAUUCUUGCUGAGCAACCUACUGAACGGCGAUUUGCUCAGCUCUGUGCCGCAACAUUACUGCCCAGUGGGAUGUUGCCAGAGCGAUGAUGACUUUGUUGGCAAACUCACAUCCUUCGGGCUGUGGGCAUUGCUGCCUCGGCGCAUGCCCUUGCUUUCGAGGAAGAACUGGCUGAACCAGACCCACGCUAUGGAGUGGGCAGGAUGCCUCGAAUCUCAUCACCAGUUGUUCUCCAAAAUCAUGAUUGCUUAUGUGGGAAGGCCAGCUGCCCCGCCCGCCACAGCCACAGAUGGUUCAGCUGGCAGUGCACUGGAUAAUGCUGUCCAAGAUUUUCUUCUGGAAGACUUGUCUGGAAACAGAAGUGGGGAGCAGGCUGAAGCAGAACAGAUCCCUGAGCCUGAGCCGAGUGUUCAGGAACCUUCGGGUGAGCCAGUGUCAGCCACGACAGCUUUUGCAGAAGAGAACAGGCUAAGGCGUUUUUCGGUCAGAGAAUACAUUUGCUCGAAGCCUCUUCCCCGACUGUGUGUUCUGAAGGAGGUUCUCAAUGCCAUUCACUUGGUCAUGACAGAAUUCCUGGCACUUUCCAGUUCUGCAUGGGAGCAGAAACAGGCUGCCAAAGCUGCUUUGCAACAGCCUAGAGAUUACUUGGUUCUGCAAGCUGCACGAGGCACACAGAUCCACCGCUGCAUGGACAAGUUGGUCCAAGUUCUGUGCGAGGAACGACUAGACUCAGUCAGUUUUCUGGCCUGCAAGUCAAUCACCUAUCAGGGCUUUUUGCUUUUGGACAGCAGGAGCCAUGCUGAUGCCCAGAAGCUUCUGUUUGUUGGGCUGGCUGCUAGCUUUUGCUUUGACUUUGACUCUUUGACCAUUGACACUCCGCCUGAAGAGUUCCUGAAGGAGCUUGGGAAAGAUGAGUUCUUCAGUUUCAUGUGCAGAACCUUUCCAUCACCAAUGUCCCUGCUGGGAAAAGAUGCUAUGGCAAUUCUGCAAGCCACAGCAGCCAGCAUCAGUGUGGACAUCGGCGAGAUAGAGUCGUGCCACUCACUGACACGAGAUUUCAUCAAUGUCAGAGCCAAAGGAUGGGUGAGUUCCUUGGAAACUGUAUCGGCCUUGCAUAUCCUGCAACAGCGGCGCAAGAUUGUGAAAAUGACUACUUCCCGAGCGGCUGAUGCGAGAGCGACAACCCAAGACAUGAAGAAGCCCGGGCCGAAACGGAAGGACUCCAAGGAGAAAAAGAAGGGAGGUGGUGGUGGUCUUUGGAGGGCCUUCGUCAGCUAUCGUCUGCGUGGAGUCAGGGCUUCCAGCCGAGACGACGACAACAUCUUCGCAGACCUUGCAGAGGAGUAUCAACACCUGGGUGAUGCUGACCGAGCACGGUUUGCUGAUGUAGGUCGUGCGGGCACACUGGCUCACAAGCGAGGCCACAGGGCUUUUGGCGACACUUCGUAUGCUCGCCGCAUUGCAGAUGGCUCAGAUGGCAGACAUGACGAUGCCCAACGGGAUGCUGCUGCUGAUGCCGCCAUCGUGGCGCAUGAUGCACCUAGAUUCGACUUUGGCUUGGUGCCGGUCGCCGGCAUGGACUUGGCUGCCAAAUAUUCGGAAUUCAAAGAAGCUUUGGAGAAGGAGGCCCGUGCCUCUCAAGGUGACCCGCUUGCUUUGACGGUGGCCGAAGCAUCCAAGUUGGACAUGAUUUCAGCUGAUACACAGGCCCUUCUUGUGAGAGAGGCUUGGGAACGUGGCGGUCAUGCUGAGCUUCAGAGCAAUAUGACUCGGCAGCCUUCUACACCUGCAAUCAAGCACGCUUACCAGUGGACGCCUCCUACCGACAAAGCUGUCAAGGCCCAUCAGAUUCAGGUUGAUUGGUGGCUAUUGAUUAGUUAG